AUGGCGACGGAGCUGAAAUUGAACGGGAGUGAACUUCUGGAAGUUGACAUAUGCGACGGCGGGGUGGGCUCCGAGGACGAGAGCGGCGUUUACGUGAACUCCGCCGCCUCCCUCCAGGAUGACUUCUCCGGCUUCCAGCAGUGGACGAGCCCUGCCGAGUCACCGAGUGACACAUCAUCAUCUCCGGGACGACAGGAGGCUCCCGGCGGGCACGGAGCUCCGCCUGGCACCGCUGCUGCCACCCAAAGGACCGAGGCGGCCGCUGACAGCGACUCUGAGUCCCUGGGAGACGGGCUGAGGGCUCCGAGGACCUCCAUCGUGGACUGUCUGCUGGUGGAGCUCUACGAGACGUACAGCGGAGGCAGCAGGAGGCAUGCGGACAGCUGGGACAGCUCCACGGAGGCAUCCGGCUCUGAUGCCUUCCUGGGCCGCAGCAACUCCGGGUCCAGCUUCCUCCAGGAGCUCCAGGAGAAGCACACCAGGAGGCACCAGAUGAACUACCUGGCCCAGAAAGCCCCGGAGGAGCUGUGUUCAAUCAUCCAGGAGGUGAAAUAUCGCUCCGGCCUGCAGUCAGCCAAACUCAUCCGCCAGCUGAAGAGACGAGACCACCUUUGCCACAAACUGCAGAAGAACUACGACAUUAUCACAGCGUGUCUUCAGGCCGUCUCACAAAAACGACUGAUUGUUCCGUGGAUUAAGGAGAACCAGGAGUCCUCCUCCUCCUCCUCCUCUCCUCUCCCCACCAUUACCUCAUCCCUCCCCGUCCUACCGCAUCCCUCCGUCCUCGCGCCUCCUCCCGGUGACGCCACACCGGAGGAGGAUGAGGAGCUCCAGCAUCAGCAGCACCGACAUCCUCCGGCUGCAGGAGCCGCCGCUUCCUCUUCCUCCUCCUCCUCCUCCUCCUCCUCCUCCCGCGACCCGCCGCUAUUUCGGACGUUUCUAAUAAUAUUUUACGCAGAGGGAACAUGGCUUCCUCCGCCUCGCUGCUCCACACCGGACGGUAACGGGGAAAUCUACCGGGACAAGCCAGCAACGAGGCACCGCUGGAAGCAUCACUUUGAUCGAUUAUUGUUGAACACCUUGGAGGAGCGCUUUGGAGCAGCAGCUGAUCGUCCGCAUUCAAAGGAAGGAUUUUACCCGCGGAGCCGAGCGAUGAGGUGA
Stegastes partitus (bicolor damselfish) is the source of this 1161-nucleotide messenger RNA. Lineage: Eukaryota; Metazoa; Chordata; Actinopteri; Pomacentridae. The record is from RefSeq and is a predicted model, not a curated record.